AUGUUAACCCAGCGCGCAGGUGUAGGACGCAUAGAGCGGCAACGUCGCGUGCUAAUGAAGCACAAGUUGCUGUUGCUGCAUGGGAGUGGCAGCCAGUGGUUGCAGCAGCUGCAGCAGCAGAAUGCCCGCUGGCGUGCCACACAACGUCGCGGCACACGUCGUAACUUUCAGCAUGACGGCAGUUUCCAGCAGGCGGUAGCACCAGUGCUGCUGGUGGCGCAGUGCUUCUGCCUGAUGCCAGUGCAGGGAUUAAGUGCAUAUAGUGUGCGGAAACUGCACUUCACUUGGCGCAGCUGGCGCACUUGCUGGAGUUUGGCUUUCAUAGUCAGCUCGCUGCUGGAUACGGUCUUCAAUAUAAAUCUGAUGGCGCACAAUGCGCUGGAUGUGCGGAAUGUGGAGCCCAUUGUGUUCGAUGUGAGCAUAUUGAUGGGCUCGUAUUUGUUUUUGCAGCUGGCACGCCAGUGGCCGACGCUGAUGCAGCACUGGGCGAGAGUGGAGCAGCAGUUGCCCAGCUUUGAGAGCUGGCGGCAGCAGCAGCGUCUGGCGCGGCGCAUACGUCGCGUGGCCUUUGGUCUGUUUGGCAUUUCGCUCAUGGAGCACUUGCUCAGCAUUAUAUCUGCUGUAUACUAUGACUAUUGUCCGGCCCGUCGUGAUCCCAUUGAGUCGUAUUUCUACAAAUCCGGUGUGCAUUUCUUUCACGUCUUUCCUUACUCCAACUGGUUGGGCUGGCUGGCUAAGGUGCAGAAUGUGCUGCUCACCUUUGCCUGGAGCUACUUGGACAUCUUUGUCAUGAUCAUGGGCAUAGGCAUCAGCGAGCUCUUCUCGCGUCUCACACUACAUCUGCAGCCUUUGGCCUCAAGGUCGAUGCCCGAAAUAUUCUGGACAUAUGCGCGCACCCGUUAUCGCGCCAUUGUGGAGCUUAUACUCGAUGUAGAUGAUGCCAUAUCGGGCAUUAUGCUCAUAUCCUUUGGUAGUAAUCUGUAUUUUGUGUGCCUGCAAGUGCUCAAGAGCAUCAACAAAAUGCCUUCAGCUGUGCAUGCGGUAUACUUUUAUUUCUCCAUUUGCUUUCUAAUUGGACGCUCCGUGGCCGUGCUGCUAUACGUGUCCGCUGUCCACGAUCACUCGCGGGCGCCACUACGUCUGCUGCGCGAGGUCCCCAGGCAGUCAUACCAGGAGGAGCAGUGCCGUUUUGCCAGCGAGCUGGUCAGCGAUGAGAUUGCGCUUACGGGUUUGAAAUUUUUUAGCAUCACCAGGAAACUGUUUCUGAGCGUAGCUGGCAGCAUAGUCACCUACGAACUGGUGCUCAUACAGUUCCACGAGGACAAAAAGACAUGGGACUGCCACAGACAGCCGACAUGA
This is a messenger RNA of Drosophila busckii, 1359 nucleotides long. It is a transcript of the gene Gr5a, whose product is annotated as gustatory receptor 5a for trehalose. Gene Ontology annotation, molecular function: sweet taste receptor activity. The record is from RefSeq and is a predicted model, not a curated record. Gene Ontology annotation, biological process: detection of chemical stimulus involved in sensory perception of taste; sensory perception of sweet taste. The transcript is spliced from 8 exons. Lineage: Eukaryota; Metazoa; Arthropoda; Insecta; Diptera; Drosophilidae. Gene Ontology annotation, cellular component: membrane. Bases 1 to 1359 code for a protein of 452 amino acids.